AUGGAAGAUGGUCAGAAGGUCAUUGCCAAGAUCCCCCAUCCUAACGCAGGACCGCCUGUACUCACAACGGCAUCUGAGGUCGCUACCAUGGAGUUUGCGCGAGACAUCCUAAGCUUGCCUGUGCCAAAGGUGCUUGCUUGGAGUGCCACUGAUCAGAAUCCUGUCGAGGCCGAAUAUAUCAUCAUGGAAGAAGCGCGAGGGUCGCGGCUUAAUGACAUUUGGCAAGACCUUCAACUACCUGAGCAGCGUGACAUUAUCUUGGAGCUGGUCAAAAUUGAGACCAAAUUUCUCUCGGUAUGCUUCGAGAAAAUAGGCUCCUUGUACUACGCAGACAGCGGUAUCUCAAAAUGCGAGCCUGCGAUAGCCACUGGUCCGCAGGAAAUGGCCGAUGCCUUGAAAUCCCGCUUCUGCAUAGGCCCUACUGUUCAACCGGAAUUCUGGGAAAAGGAGCGCCGUCACAUGCAUCAAUACCAAGGGCCAUGGACCUCUGCAGUGGAAUAUCUGGAGUCAAUUGUUAAACGCGAGAUCGAAUGGAUCGGAUCUUAUGCUGACCCGCGGCAAGCCAGGGUUGAUCCAGGACAAUUCACCAGCCCCCAGCAAAAUUCUCCACAUGCGCAUAUAGAAACCUUGAAGAAGUUCUUGCCUGCUAUCCCUCUCAUAGUCCCCAAGGAUCCUGACGUGGUCUCGCCGAGAUUCUGGCGUCCCGAUUUGCACCGCGGCAACAUAUACGUCGACGACCAGCGUAGAAUCUCAUGUAUCAUCGACUGGCAAAGCGCCACAAUCGCCCCUCUUAUAUUCGCCGCAAACCCUCCACCACUUCUAGACUACACGGUGGAGAAGAUGUACUAUUUGCCGCCACAUUACGAGAGUUUGAAAGAAGGGGAGGAAAAGCAAAAGCUCAGACACCAAGUGUCACAGACCAUCUUGAUAGACGUUUACGAGAGGACCACUGCAGCAGAAAACCCGCUUAUGAUUAAGAUGAUGACCACGUAUCAGGGUCGAACGUUGAAACAGCUUCAUGCGUUUGUCGGGGGUACGUGGGAUAACUGUCUUUACCCAUUGCAGGGGUGUAUGAUCAUAGCUAGGAGAGAGUGGGAGGAUUUUGAUACUGAUGAACCAUGUCCGUAUAGCUUUUCGGACGAAGAGAUCCAAAAGAUAUAUGACGAUGCCGAUGCUUUCAACGAAAACCGGGACUUCUGGAGGGAUGUCAGCCACAUAUUAUCAGACAAUGGGUAUACGCCGAAUGACACCUACGAUGAAGCGAUGGAUAUCUUCAAGAACAAACUGCCGAAAGUGGCGAAACGAGAUGAUUCAAGUCCAUCCUCGACGUCGUAG
Messenger RNA from Westerdykella ornata, 1335 nucleotides. RefSeq lists its product as uncharacterized. The record is from RefSeq and is a predicted model, not a curated record. Bases 1 to 1335 code for a protein of 444 amino acids. Gene Ontology annotation, cellular component: mitochondrion. Lineage: Eukaryota; Fungi; Ascomycota; Dothideomycetes; Pleosporales; Sporormiaceae. The transcript has 4 exons.